Molecule: messenger RNA, 1050 nt
Organism: Colletotrichum gloeosporioides
Lineage: Eukaryota; Fungi; Ascomycota; Sordariomycetes; Glomerellales; Glomerellaceae
Exons: 2
Coding region: 1-1050 (349 amino acids)
Source: RefSeq, a predicted model, not a curated record
AUGAAUGCGUCGCUCCCGAACCCCGACUACGCGACCGAGACCGAUUUUCGGUGGCCUUGGUGGAAGUUCCGUCUUCCUCCCGAUGCGCUCUUUACUUCGCUACACAACCGCUUCAACACCCGGCCGACCGCCAUCCAAGACCCCAGCGCAUUCCAUCGCGAUGUCGUCAGCUGCGCCGACGAGUCAGCCACCGCCGAGGAGUUCUACGAUAACCUCUCCGCGCGCAGAGACCAGAGAAUAAGAGAGAUCAGUGACGCAUGGGAGGAAACCAGCUGUCUGCUUGGAGGAACGCCGGCCCUGUGGUCGCACUGCUGCGCAGCGGGCGACGAGCACGACGGCGACGCGGGAAAGGACUGCCCAGCCCAUCGAUGGAGAGCGUUUGUGCAGUUCUGCAGAAGCAUGUCGUUUGAUCGCAUGGUCAUGUUCUUCGACGAGUAUGCCAGCGACGAGCGCAAACGCCAGCAGACGGAAAGAGAAGAGGCCCGGAAAACCCUGGAAAGGUUGUGCCCUCUUCCGCCGUGCACUUCCAUGGAGGGCGAUAACGCGAAGGAUUCAAACCCUCUCCUCGACUCAGUGUCAGAUUCCGAGCCACACACCGCGGCAGAAGCCAACACAAGCGUCGUGGACGCCACGAACUUGGAUCACCAUCCAGAUGUGGGGUCAACAGACCUGCCGUCGCCGCGAUCCGUGUCGUCAAGUCCAGUUAACACCCAGAAGACGAGGAAACGGGGGAGAGGCAACGUGUACGCAGGUCACGAGGACGAAGACCAAUUGGAAGGAUAUUCGGCGAGGCGUCCGAAAAGAAGACGGGGACUUGCGGGCACGGUGGACGAGGCGCAGAGCAGCAGUGCCAUGGGAACCAAGCCUGAUUCUGUUGGCACCGCUCCGAAUAGCUCCCAAGUCUUCAAAACCAGCCCAACCCGCUUUCAGCCUUCACCCCACUAUCCUAAUGCCGUCAACUACUGCCCUUUGUUUGCGACCUGGGCGCUGGCCACGAUCGACCGCAGGCUGCUCCAACUCGCCCUCGAGGUCGGCUUCCAUGACUACUAG